Molecule: messenger RNA, 1389 nt
Organism: Acanthochromis polyacanthus (spiny chromis)
Lineage: Eukaryota; Metazoa; Chordata; Actinopteri; Pomacentridae
Gene: ocstamp
Product: osteoclast stimulatory transmembrane protein
Exons: 2
Coding region: 1-1389 (462 amino acids)
Cellular component (GO): membrane
Source: RefSeq, a predicted model, not a curated record
AUGUUGCGUUUUUUUCUCCUCAGGAACCGAACAGGAUCCUGCAGACAGACGAUAAAAUCUCUCCUGUUUUACCUCUGGGAUGUUUUCUCAAAACCGACUCCUGUCGGCAGAGACAUCCUGACUCUACUGUCUCUCUGUUUCACUCUUGCCAUCUUCACUGGUGGCCUGCUUCACCAUUGGCUGUCCAUGACUCUCAGAUACGACCACGGAACGUCCGUUCCGACCGCCUGCAUCUACAGCGUGGCCAUGUUCCUGGUCUCCUUCCUGUGCCACCCCCUGCGCUGUGUGCUGACCAUGACUCUGCCCACCGUCUGCACCAAAGAGGGCCGCAAACUGCUCAUCUCAGCCUCUGUCAUAAUCUUAGUGUUGAACGUCAUCCCUAAUAUUUCAGUUAAUGUCGGGGCGGUCGCACGCAUCCUCAAGUGCACUGCUGAAGGUUUUACAAAGACUUUAUUAAAUGUUUCCGAACCCUUCAACAUCGUUAAGCGUGACCUUGUUGAAGAAGCCAUCAAAGUGAAGCGGGAGGACCUGAGCAUUGUCACCAACUUAAGGACUUUAGAUCAUUUCACACACGUCAAUGUGUCAGCAGUCAAAAACAGAUUCACUAAGAUGAUCGGGCAGAUAGAGAUUAACUUCUCGCAUGCCAGGAACCUGCUGAGAGAAUACAAACUGCUGUCAAACCGUAUUCUUGCUGCCAUUUUUGUUGCUUUACUAAUUGCUGAAUCUGCACGCUGCUUGAAAUCCUACCUGACAUCAGUUCAGUUCGAUAAUGGUUUCACCUCCAAAGAGCUCCAGCAAAAAACACCUCAUGCUGGUAAUAAACAGCCAGCUAGAAAUAAAAUCAGUCUCACAAGUUGUAAAAUAACAAGUCAGGAAUGUACCUCUUCUCUUGUCUCCUUAGUUGUAGUGACGCUAUAUUUCAUUGCUAUAACUUUAAUAGUAGCUUUGGAUCAUAUUGUGUAUCAUAUAGUUGAAAUGAUUGUGCCGUGGCUGUUGGAUUUUCCACCUACAUCCGCAAUCAUAAGUGUCAAUUACAAGGUUGAGUGGUUCCCUCCUGCUUUCUGUAUUAUCCCACAAUCGUGCAUCACACGGGAGCUGACAAACUUCCACAGAGACUACAAGUGGAACUUCAGCCCCGAGCCAUCGCUCUGUGAUGUGACAACUUCAGCUCCGAACCUGGGAGUCACACUCUUGCUGGGAUGCCUCUGGCUGAUGAGCUACUUCAUGGUUUUCCUUGAGGUUUAUGCCAGACGUCUACGGAGAAAAAUCUCGGCAUCCUUUUUCAGAGAGCAGGAGGAGAGGAGAGUGGCUUACUUGGUGAGGAAAAUGCACGAGAAGCAGAAUAAAAAUGAGCCUAAAGGGACUAUUUAUGUUGGUGUUUUUAAGUAA